AGCGCCCUGUGAGCGGCGUCCGUUGCCAUGAGGGGCCGGGCGAGCGGCGGGGCUCCCGCUGUCCCGGCGGAGGAUGGGGCACCCGGGACCGCGCCUCUGCAAGUUUUGGGAUUUUUUUAUUUUUGGCGGUAGCAGUGGCUGACACCCCGGGUGAAGUGCCGGGGGAGGUUGCGCGUGUGCUGGUUUAAUCAGAAACGAAAGAAUUAAACCCAAAUACUGGAGAAAUUUUAAGUUCUUGGUCUAUUUCCAUAAGCUCUUUAAGAGUCUUAACCGCGAGGGCACGGCUGGGAGAAGGCAGGAAUGGCGUUGGAGAAACAAACCGCCCGAGUCCCCGGUGCUUCCCGGUGCGGGGAGCUCCCGCACGGCCGGGCUGCUCGCACUGACAAAGCGCCGGUGUCCCGGCUCUGUGCCGCUGCUCUGAGCCGGGGGCGGCAGCGGUGUUCGCGGGGGCCGCGUCGCAGGUGUCUGUGACAAGCGGGGUGUGGCGGCGUUCCGAGGCGCGCCCCGCCCGCCCGGGCUCUGCCCGCUCGCGGGUCAGGAUCGGGUUUCCUCCGGCCGGGCCGGCCACGGGGGAGGAAGGUUCCCGGGGCGGGCUACGCCGGGGCGGCCGCCGCCCCGGCCCCCUCCCCGACCCCCUCCCCGACCCCGCCUGCUGGGCCCGCGGCCGUGGGCAGCGCCGGCGGCGGGAGGGGGCGCGUCCCUGCGCCACAAGCCGGAGCCGCGGCGGCAGAGCGGAGCGGAGCGGAGCGGCAGGUGCGGCGGCUGCGGCUAGAGUCGGCGGGUCCGUGUGUCCCCGCGCUGCUCUCCCGCCGGCAGCAUGAAGGUCGAGUUUGCCCCCAUCAACAUCCCCCUAAAGAGGAGGAUGCAGACAGUCGCCGUGCUGCAGUGGAUCUUCUCCUUCCUCCUGCUGGCAGAGUUUUGCUGUGGACUCUUCGUGAUCCUGAUCCUGGGCAGGUUCUGGUUCCUCGCUGUUCUGUACCUGCUGUGGCUCUACCUUGACUGGGAAACACCAAGCACAGGGGGCAGACGGUCCCAGUGGGUCAGAGGCUGGACUGUUUGGAAGUACUUUAGGGAAUACUUUCCCAUUCACCUUAUAAAAACCUCAGAUCUGAAUCCAAGUUACAACUACUUACUUGGCUUUCAUCCUCAUGGGGUCCUGGUAGCUGGAGCAUUUGGAAACUUUUGCACCGGUCCAAGUUUCAAAAAUUUAUUUCCUGGGCUUACUCCGUAUCUUCAUAUCAUGCCCAUCUGGUUCAGUUGUCCCUUCUUCAGAGAAUACGUAAUGAGUGCUGGAAUGGUUUCUGCAUCCAAGGAGAGUGUCUCGUAUGUGCUGAAUAAUGAAGGAGGUGGCCAUGCAUCGGUCAUUGUGAUCGGAGGAGCAGAGGAAUCCCUGAAUGCACAUCCUGGAAGUUUAACUUUGAACAUCCUCAAGAGGAAGGGCUUUAUUAAAAUGGCCUUGAAACAUGGGGCUCAUCUGGUCCCAGUGUUUUCCUUUGGUGAAAAUGAACUAUUCAAGCAAGUUGCAAACCCCAAAGGUUCAUGGCUCAGAAAUGUACAGGAGAAGUUGCAAAAGAAAAUGGGCUUUGCUUUACCACUAUUUCAUGCUAGAGGGAUAUUUCAAUACAGUUUUGGCUUAAUACCUUACAGGCAACCUAUUCAUACUGUUGUGGGAAGCCCCAUCCAUGUGAAACAGAACUUGAACCCCACCACUGAAGAGAUUGAACAGCUACAUGCAUUGUAUCUGCAGAAACUAAGACAAUUAUUUGAAGAACACAAAAGAAAUUAUGGGAUCCCUGAGCAUAAAUCCCUCGUCUUCGAGUAGCGAAUUACCAUUUGGAAUUCCAAAUCUCGUGGAAGAAAACAGUGUAUGCUGAAAGAUAUCUUUCUUGCAAUCUGUAAUUAUCCUUGUGUAAGGAAUAACUUUAAGAAGGGAUUGUUAGAUGAUUUAUUGAUUUUUAUCUUACUCUUGGGGAAAAACAAAUCCUUAGGGUGUGAGCCUUAAAGCCAGUGCUGUUUUGAGUUGUCCUUUUAGGUUCUUCCGUACCAGAAAUACUAGUGAGAGACUCCACACAGAUGUUCUUACCACUGUGGUACCAAACCGUGGCUUGAGCAGAGGAAAUUGCCCCAGCAUGAGAUCAUGAGCAGGAAAGUAUAAACCUGAGAAGUGUUUGGUUAGAAGUUGAUAGGCUUGCCAGCAUGUAUCAAACAUGACAUCAGAUGAUUCUCUGACUCAGAAAACCUUGCUGCUCUUCCAUAGAAAUGAAGGUCUGUGUUUUCAGCAGAUGGCUGUUAUAAGCCAUUUACAUGUGAAUUGAAAAAUAAAAAGGAGCUUUCUGCCUUGAACAAGAUAUCAGCAAAAGGGGGUUGUUCAAGUUAUGGAGCAGAACAAACCCUGUGAUUGGAGAAGUGUGCUGAGUUUUCUGUGUGCAUGUAUACACUGGGUAGUGGGAAACACUGAACAUUGUGACUUUUUUUGACAAGCUGUGCUUUGGAUCACCAGUUUGGAAGAUGAUGCAGCUUUGUUUGGUAGUGCCAGCCUCAGAGGAGAUGUCAGGCACAGGACGGGAGAAGUGUAUUGAGGAAGCAAGUGAGGCGAUCAUGAUCUUUACACCUUGUGCAAAUUUAUUAUGAUCAUAUGCUCUUCCACAGAAGGAAGGAGAACACAGUUUGUUCAGUCUGGUUCAGAAACAUCACCAAGGAAAGUGUGCUUGAUAAACGCCUUUUCCUUCCCCACUGACAGAUGUGGGGAAGUGUGUGGAAAGCUGUGCUGCAGUGUGACACAGCUGGAACUGCCAGGGCAGCAAGAGCACAGCUGUAGGGGGCAGCAGCUUAAGAGGAUGCUUUUUGUAUAAACCAGGUGCCUAAAUUUGAGAGAAGGUUUAUCCUAAAUGUGAAUAUCCAUUUAAGAAAAGACAAAUUUUAGCUAAACUCGUUUUCAGUUAAAAUGCCCAGGUCUUGGAGAUGGUGUGUGAAGAGAAUUAUAGUAUAUUAUUGAACUUUUACAAGAUAAAUCCUUCCAUUAGUAAAUGCUUUUUAUCUGCACAUGGACUUUGCAGAUCUGGUUUUAUUGGAGUAUUUGAUUUUCUUUAAGCAGUUUUGGUGCUUGAGUAUUACAUCAGCUGGGUGCACAGCCUUGCCAGGCAGCCUGGGGCAUCUGCAGCUGGGUCAGUUCAGCCUCAGGGGCUGCCAGGAAUGGUAGCACUGGAUGGACAAAGGCACUGGACACAUUGUGUGCUUGCUGGGCUGGAGCCUCCUUGAAAGAAAUGCAGAUGGAAUUUUGGGGAAAAAAAUUAAAACUCUGGGAAAAAAAAAAAUCUUUGCAAGAUGAAGAUGCUUAAAAAGUGGAAAUAUCUUGACUCCUACGGAGCGGACCCCUAAUGAACUAAAGCCAACUAAAUAUUCGCUAUACAGAGUAGAUCAAUGUUGAUCUGAUGUGCUCCAGCAACAAGCUGGUUUCCAUAGGAGGGCUGUUCCUCCAAGUGCCCGUCAUUCAGGUGUGACCAGCACUGAGCCACUGAAUCCUGCUCUCACUUCUCUAGGAUGACAGAUAUCUCUGUGGGAGCCGGGGCUCAAAUUCAGAAUGCCUAAAGAAGCAGCCCCCUCUUCCCUGAGAGACUGCCAUCAGUAUGCCCACAAUUCACCUCUACUCGAGCUUUCUUGGUGCCAUGUGUGUGGAUGUUUUACUUCCUCAUCUAUCCCUGGUUUUAGAUCUGUGUUUAGAUCUCUGAAGGACUAUGUAUGCAUACAAAAUAUUGAGUGAUGCCUUACUGUUCAGCAGAAACAGGUUUGAGGAGCAGGGCUUGAGAAGAGGAAGCACUGACUGUGUGUUUCACACAAGUUUAAGAUCAGGAUUGUUUCAGCUCUUGGAAGGACAGUGUCUAGGGAGGUUGAACAUGGCAGGUUUGAUGCCUGGGAAGAUGUCUCCAGCGUCCCAAGCACUGUAGGAACUGAUGAGCACUGAAAAGUCGUUUUUUUCUUAGCCAGUUGUGAGAAAUUUUGCUUGGAUUUGGGUUUUUGCUGCUUGCCUUGAUGAGUAGUGCUGAUUAUUCAUGAUGGAAGAAUUUGUGUCUGUGUCAGAUGGUUCUGUCCUAGAUCAUUUGCUAUAAUGAGAUAUUUCCUCUCAUUCUCAGUCUGCUCUUUUCCCAUUGCCUUAAUGAUAUAGAAGCUCAGGAUGUAAAUUUACAAGCAUUAGUGUUCGGUUGAGCAUAGGAAGUAACAAUGGCUUGUUGUUGAUCAAACCAGCCAAAACUUUGAGGGAAUACAUGAAUACUGAUUUGGGAGCAGUAUCUGGUCCAGAGGGUACCUUACAAACAGGCUUACCUCUGAAUUCCAUGAGAAUAUUACUUAUGGGCUCUGAGUACCAUCCAUAACUGGCACAGUUAGAACAAGUAGGAAUUGUGUUCCUCUGACUACUGAAAUUUUCUUUGCUUUGUAACACAGGAAGAUGGAGGAAAAAAGAAAACAAAAUCUCCAAGCUAUUUAAAUAUAUAUUGUUGCUCAGUAGCUGCUGCAUAUUGCUUAUUGAUGGUCCUUCCAAACUACUACUACAAAUUGUCUAGUGUAUCAAGGACUAUUCUAAAAUGGAAUAUCAGUUUCUCAACCUGAUAGGCUUGGUGUCAUCUAGAAUAUUUACCUCUGUAUUAGCAUGUGGGUUUGUAAAACAGCCCUACAACACUGACCUUAAAGGCCUGAGCCCUGGAAGCUGUAGAGCUGAUGUGGCUGGUGCCUGCACCAAUGCUGCCGCUGCUGCAGCCACAAGGAGCUGAAGUGUCACCAGAGUGUUCUGUUGUGGUUCAUGCUUCACAAAGCAAGAGCAAGCAGCUCGCAGGAAUGGUGAGAACCUCCUUCCCCAGCUGCAGUGAGAAGAAUCGGGUAGUGCUCAGAUUUCUGGUAGGACAUCCACACUUACUGGGCCUGCUUUGUGGUGUGCUUCUCCUUGUGCCUUCUAAUGUCACAGGUAAUCCCAAGGAAGCUGGUCAUCUGUCAGCGAGACGCUGUGCCUGUGUACCAUGCAAACACUGCCUCCCCAGGGCGCUCCAGCUGAUGACGCCUGCCUGCUCCCUUGUGGGCAAACAUCUCUCUGCCGACUGUUGUUUACAGAAAGUUGAUCCUCAAUAAUUUUGGCUUUGUGAACUACAAAGCAUAUUUUACACUUUAACUUUUUAUGGUACUUGUAAAAUACGAAUGUCAGUUGUUUCAGUGAUAGCUGUGGCUGGGAGGUGUGAGAUAAUAAAGGUUUGUACCAAA
Columba livia (rock pigeon) is the source of this 5247-nucleotide messenger RNA. RefSeq names its product monoacylglycerol O-acyltransferase 1 (gene MOGAT1). Gene Ontology annotation, biological process: triglyceride biosynthetic process; diacylglycerol biosynthetic process. Bases 818 to 1822 code for a protein of 334 amino acids. Gene Ontology annotation, cellular component: endoplasmic reticulum membrane. The transcript is spliced from 6 exons. The record is from RefSeq and is a predicted model, not a curated record. Gene Ontology annotation, molecular function: diacylglycerol O-acyltransferase activity. NCBI's taxonomy places the organism in Eukaryota, Metazoa, Chordata, Aves, Columbiformes, Columbidae.